Molecule: messenger RNA, 728 nt
Organism: Lactuca sativa (garden lettuce)
Lineage: Eukaryota; Viridiplantae; Streptophyta; Magnoliopsida; Asterales; Asteraceae
Source: RefSeq, a predicted model, not a curated record
AAAUCCACCUCUACCGGAACCGGCGUCCGCCACCAUAGAUUUUUUACCUUCCAUAAUUUUGUCUAUUUGUUAUUUACAAAAUUUUAUUUAGUUUGAUUAGGGUUCUUGCUUAUACGUUCUUUCCCAAAAGGAACUGUUGACGCCCAGAAUCAUACAUACCUGAAAGUAAUGAAGCUCAAGCAACUAGAAAGUCUACUCAGUAAUCUUCAACAGUUCGACAAUCCAAAGAUUGAGCUGGAACAAUAUCCAACUGGAGCUCACAUUGCGUCUGGUAUGCUAUACACGGCAGAGAAUUCAUAUGAGGAUGUGAGUAACAAAGUAGUAGCAGACUUUGGAUGUGGGUGUGGCACAUUAGGUCUUGCUGCCACUCUCCUGGAUGUAGAACAUGUCAUUGGCAUAAAAGUUGAUGAUGAGUCUCUUGAAAUUGCAUCAAUCAAUUCUGAUGAUCUAGAGGUCAAAAUGGGUUUAAUUCAAUGCAAAAUCAAGAAUUUAAAUUUUAAAGGUCAAAUUGUUGAUACUGUUGUAAUUAAUCCUCCAUUUGGAACACGGAAAAAAGGAGUUGACAUGGAGUUUCUCUCUGUUGCAUUGAAAGUUGCUUCUCAAGCUGUAUAUUCAUUGCACAAGACAACAACAAGAGAAGUAUAUCUUUGAUUUCCCCUAAACGAAAAAAUGUGAUACGUUUAUUCUAUAUUUGAUUGAUUUUCCCUAAAUGUAUAUCAGGUCAUCCA